AUGCCUUCGACACUCGCCGGAGCGGGAAACUGGUCGGCGUCGGCAGCUUUCGCCAGCAAUGGCAACGGCGCCUCUGCAGCGUUCGGUUUCGGUGGUGCUGGCGAUGGCAGCGUCACAUCCAAGAAGGAGAGACGAAAGAAACGAAACGAGCCAAAAGUUGGCGGUAACUCUGGCAACUCUGGCAAUGGCGAUAACGGGGAGGAUAACAGACGCCGCAAAGGCGACAAGCAUGGGCUGCAAGGGCCCAACUCGAUGAAACGACGAGCUGAUGGCCAUGGAUCUAUUCAAAACAGCGACCCUGCUCAGAGCAACGAUGCAUAUGAAGUGGACGAUCUCCCAGACUCCCUUGUCUUCGGGGGCUCGUACAACCUCUCAUCAUCCACCACCGCUUCGUUCCACGACCAGUCUCGAGCCAGCGACGAGUAUGCCGAGAAGAUACACAAUCAGCUCAGUGCCGAUGGCAUACAUCCACCUGCAUGGCCUCCGAAUCCAGGCGCUCCCAGCAGCAAGCAAGCCAUGGCCAGGUUCAGGGAGACAUACGAGGCCUACCGCAGCAAAGCCCGGGCCUCUUUGACACGAGCCGGACUGAUAGACGACCCCAACAAGCGAAAGCGUUUGAGCGAGGCCAUUCCGUUCAAGGGCAUUUGCGACGAAAAGUGUCCCCAGUAUGAAAUGAUCCAGCGCAUCACAGAAGCCGACGUGCCGAGCGCCGAGCGCGACAAGAAUGGGGAGGAUGCGCGGCUGGAAUACAUGGUGAAGAAGCUGGCCCGCUCUGCCGCCGGCCAGGAGGCGCCAUUGCCGAUGGAUGUGCGUUCCACUCGCGCUCUUGGAGUUUCUCUCAAUUACCUGUUCCGUCAUGUGCUCAGGGACGAGUCGAACCUGCGCAAAGUCCACGGCUUCGUCUGGGACCGCACCCGGGCCAUCAGACGAGACUUUGCCUUCUUUUCCAGCAUGCUGAAGGCGGAGACAAUCACACAAGUCUAUGUGCUCGAGAACAUUGCCCGGUUUCACGUCGCCUCUCUGCAUCUCUUGCCGCGACAAAAACAAGCGGGCGAAAGCAUCGAAGACGUCUUUUCGGAGCACCAAGAGCUCGAGCAGCUUGGAAAGACACUCUUGUCUCUGCGGGACGUCUACGACGAUUGCAACGAACAGAACAUACAAUGCGACAACGAAGCCGAAUUCCGCGCAUACUACCUCCUCUUUCACGGCCGCGACCCUGCCAUUGUCGAAACCUUGCAGCUCCAAUGGAAUGACCGCCUCUGGGAGGAGUCUGAGGAAGUUAGAAUCGCUCUGACUCUGGUGGAGGUCUUGCAUAACAGCCAAGAUUUCAUCGGCUCAUCGAAGCAUAGAGAGGACGGGCCGUUACUGGCCGCGGCGAGUGCAUACAGCAGCUUUUUCGACAUCGUUCACAGCGUUGCCGUAUCCUACACCAUGGCUUGCUUCGCAGAGUGUCACUUUCCGCACAUUCGACGCGCCAUCUUGCAGUCGAUCAAGCGGGCCAUGUGGAAGCCAAAGCCGCCGAUGCAGGAUAUCACGGCCGAAAUCUUGAACGGAUUUCUUCGAUACGACACCGUGGACGAAGCCAUUGAGUUUGCCGAAAAACACGGGUUCGAGUUUUCGCGGAGCGGAAGCCCAAGCCAAUGGACCAUCAUUUUAAAGGACAGGUUGCCAGUUCCAUUCGUCAAGAUUGAUCAUCAGUUUUCCCAGGAGCUGGUCGAAAAAAAGAGGGGGAACUGGCCGCUUCAUGAAGUCCUUCACCGGACGGUGUUUGAACGAGUUGGAAGCUCGGAAUACGCACCGGCCAGGCAGGACGAGAGCAGUCUAUUCGUCGCGUCCGAUGACGAAUCUACCCAACAAAUGCAGCAGCAAAAGAAUGCAGCUGUUGGUCCUGGGUUGGAAACAGUGGCCAAGAGUGCAUUUGGUGAUGCGGCCGGGUCCCAUCAAAAGCCUCGAACGAUGGCCCCGUUCGUAUUGGAAUCAGCUUCAGACCCGGAGUCCGAUGCGGAUCUGCCCAAGGUACCAACGCGCCCAGAGACUGUCACUAAUAAUGCCGUCUGGGGCGCACCGAGAUUUGGACAGUCUGGCAUGCCGUCUGAUGGCGCACAGGCGAAGCAGAAUCCCUUUGGUACAAUCAUCAAACUGCCAGACAUGCAACAAGGGCUCAAGCAAGACGGCACGGCACCGAUAAAGCCGAAUCCGUUCGCAACCGGAUCCGAAAGCAAGGCAACUGUUUCGGCAUCAGCAGGCAGUCAGAACCCCUUUGCGACAUUCGCUGCCCAGAAACUCGGCGGGCUCUUUUCUUCCGAUACCAACCAGGGGAGUUUGGCGCCCACAAAGCCCAACCCUUUUGCUCCGUCCAGUGCCAACAGUGUGAGCAGCUUGUUCGGCAACAAGACUACACACCAGGCGUCCGUUGAUAGCAACCCCUUUUCUGGAUUCGGCACACUUGGCAACAGCGGCAGAACAGCUUCAGACAAGAUAAUGCCGAGCAUAUUGGCUCAGUCUUCACAAAAGUCCCCGACAACACCUUUCCCGGCUUCUCUUGGCAAGCCGGUCUUGGCUGGUGACGGUUCGUCGCCAUCGGCAAUAACCACCACUGCAAAUUCAAUACUACCGGCUCCCAUGAAACAUGCGCCUAUCACCUCGCUGUUCUCAUCUUCUACUUUUUCAGCUUCACCAUCAACCGCUCCUUCGAUUCCAGCAUUUUCCACGGCCCAUCUCCCUUCGGCGGCCGGAGGUGUGACUUUGAAUUCUGGACCUCAAGUUCCGACGGAAGUUAUCAAGGCCAGUCGUCAGGCAUCACUCACCAACCUGGGAGCACAAUCUUCUCCUCCCUUCAUCCCUGCGUUGCCAAGCACCUCUGCUCCACAACGUGUUGACAAGCAGGACAAUAUCCCGUCCGUUUUAAGUGAGGCAGCGCCUGCACUAACUUCAGGCAUCCUCGGCAAUGCAAACGUCGCCCAUUCAAGCCUGCCACAAGGUGCUGCAGACCAAAGUCUACUUUCACAGCCUGCCACUACCCCUGCGUCCGCCGGGAACGCUUCAGAGAAGAAAGGAAUUUCGAUCUCGUCAGGUUCGGGUUUGUUCAUUACCAAACCGGAAGACUCAACUUUGUCGGUGCCUCCUCAGCCUCUUCCUCUGGGAGAGAAAGUCAAAACGUCCAGUCCACGACGGGACUUGCUGGGCGAUUUCAACAGGUGGUUCGUUAUGGGUGACGAGGGCCUUUUAUCCGAGUUUCUGAUUGAAUCUGUCACGACCAUUACUCGUGACGCCUUUGAACAGUACGAAGUGGAAGUCGAGGAGAAAACGCGGCUUGAGGAGAUAGCGAAGACGAAUGCUGAAGUUGAGAAGUUUCGCGUUUACAACCUGUCACUGAAGUUUUUCUACCGUUGGAAGCGGAACGCGCGAGAAAAGCGGCUUCGCCAAGUUCGACGGCAAGGCCGAGACGAAAUGCGGGCUUUUUAUGCCGCUCGGUCCGCCGCCGAAAGCAAAGCGCGAAAAGAGACACAGGAGGCCGAGAAGGAUUGCAAGGUCGGAACAGGAUCAUCUGCCUCGGUGCGGUCCGAAUUUCUCAGCAUGAUAAGGAGCAAGAAAAAGGCCAAGGAUGAUGCGGCGGAGUCUCUACUCGCCAGUGGCAUCUUGUCUGGUUUGAACGGGGAGCGAGAGGCAGUUCAAGCCAUCGUCGAUGGCGACUUUUUGCCAUCAGGUAACGCUCGACCAGCCAGCAGCGUGGUACUGGGGUUGGGUCGAACCAGGGGUUCGACGCAGGCUGCGAUCAACGGCGAUGAGGCCGAGGUCCGACGACUCUCUCCCAUCAGGGCGAUAAGGGAGCGGUUCAGGGGGGUGCCUGGCGGGUCUGCAUUGGCACCUGGUAAAAGGAAACGAUAUCUGGAUGACGACGGCAUUGCCAAGUCUGGGAGUGUCGAAGGCGAUCCCAACAAACGAGUCAUCAGCGAUUCAAGCACAUCACGAUUGGCAGGCAACAUCGAAACGUCGCCAACGAAUAAGAGGAAGAGGUCAAUCGAUGAAGAGGAGAGGGUCACGAUGGACGAGGGCAUCUCGCACAAACGAAUUUUGAGCGAUGCCGCCAAGGUCAGGUUGGAACUCAAGGCUCUUCAGGCGGAGCUGGAGGAGGGGGCGGAGUGGUAUCGGUCUCAAACUGGGAGAUUCAGAAGCGAAUCCGAGGGCAGGGGCGCGUCUUUGUUUGACGAAAGCAUGUAG
This is a messenger RNA of Drechmeria coniospora, 4221 nucleotides long. RefSeq lists its product as uncharacterized. The coding region runs from base 1 to 4221 and encodes 1406 amino acids. Gene Ontology annotation, biological process: mRNA export from nucleus. The record is from RefSeq and is a predicted model, not a curated record. The transcript is spliced from 3 exons. Lineage: Eukaryota; Fungi; Ascomycota; Sordariomycetes; Hypocreales; Ophiocordycipitaceae. Gene Ontology annotation, cellular component: cytoplasm; transcription export complex 2; nucleus.